AUCAAUGUGCGGGGCAGCGCACAACGUCAGGCGGACCGAUUCCCGGCGUCUGCCAGUCCCGCCACGGAUUCAUUUGGGAUCCUCAAACAGAUGAGUCCGUAGAGACGGGGGAUCAAGGCAGCCUAUUAGAGCCGAUUGCCUGCUUCGGGGACUGCCAGCCCUUCCAGGCCCGGCGACGGGGGGGAGGGAGGGGAAAGACGACGGAGCGCCGCUGCGGGAAGACACUGAAGCCGGAGCGACACUCGCAGCCCCCCCACCCCCACCUUACAGCGCAGGCUUUGAAAGCUGCUCCCCCACCUGAAUGGAAACUCAGAACCGCCUGGCGGCGCGUUCCUCCUGGCCCAGCGUUGCGAUCCAUGCCGAGGGGAAGGUAGUGCGAGCCCGCGCCAGCGCCCAGCUCCCGGGACAGGGCCGGCAAUGCUGCUGAGCAGAACUUGACCGAGCCCCUUCCUCGCUGCUUAGUGGAAGCGAUGCUGCACGGCACAGUCAGCGUUUUCCCGGCUCUCCUUCAAGCUGAAGGUUACCCACCCGCGCAGCCAGCCCCAACCCUGUGAACGCCGCGCCUCGAUUCCCGGCUCCGGCUGCUUGGCGGCGCGCAGGGCAACGACCGGGCCGCCCGCGCCGGGGCGCACUGCACCAGCGGCUUCGGCUUGGUGGAUGUGUAUGCAUGAGUUCUGCACCGAAUGGGCGCAAAAAGCGCCCCAGCCGGUCCACCCGCUCCUCGAUCUUCCAGAUCAGCAAGCCCCCGCUGCAGAGCGGGGAUUGGGAGCGCAGGGGCAGCAACUCCGAAAGCGCCCACAAAACCCAACGAGCCCUGGACGACUGCAAGAUGCUUGUCCAGGAGUUCAACACGCAAGUGGCCCUGUACCGAGAGUUGGUCAUUUCUAUCGGGGACGUCUCUGUGAGCUGCCCCUCACUCCGGGCGGAAAUGCACAAGACCAGAACCAAAGGCUGUGAAAUGGCUCGUCAGGCACACCAAAAACUUGCUGCCAUCUCAGGCCCGGAAGAUGGUGAGAUCCAUCCAGAAAUCUGUCGGCUUUAUAUCCAGCUGCAGUGCUGCUUAGAAAUGUACACAACAGAGAUGCUCAAAUCCAUAUGUCUGCUGGGGUCUCUUCAGUUUCACCGAAAAGGAAAGGAGCCUGGCGGGGGAACCAAGAGUUUGGAUUGCAAAAUUGAGGAGAGCACAGAAACACCUGCUCUAGAGGACUCCUCAUCAUCCCCUGUAGAUAUUCAGCAACAUUCCUGGCAGGUUUCCACAGACAUCGAGAACACUGAAAGAGACAUGCGAGAAAUGAAAAACCUUUUAAGCAAACUCAGGGAAACUAUGCCUUUACCAUUGAAAAAUCAAGAUGACAGCAGCCUUCUAAAUCUAACUCCCUACCCCCUGGUUAGAAGACGGAAGAGAAGGUUCUUUGGGCUGUGUUGUCUGGUGUCAAGCUAGACAACUCCUCCUGGAAACCCACCAUUGCGAAGACCGGAAAAUAUCACAGAACCUGAGGACCUCCAGACAGCUGAACCACAAUUAUUGGUUUUUGACUAUGUUUUCUAUGCUUCCUUAUUACUUUUAUUCGCCUCCCCCUACCGUUUUAAAUGAUUUUACAUUUGAAAGCAGCUGCUGUCAAGGGAAAAAAAGAUUCAAAAAGCAGGCUGUUUUUAAAAGGAUUUUUAAAGCUGACAUUGCGCAUGUCUGCUCCAAACCAUACCAUGACAGAUGCAAGAAUUAUGGUUUUUAAAUUAUUUCAAGGUUUUUUUAAAUGUAUUAUACAGAGAAAAAUUAUUUCAUGUAUAAUAGUAUAUCUUUAGCUCUUGCUGUUCUCUCAUGUGAACAAUUUAUCAUAUAUGAGAGUCUUUAAACAUAGAAAUCUAUCUAAACUGCAAAACUGUGUUCAAAAAUCCAAUCUAUCAAUAUUAUUAGGAAUAAUAUUAUAACCAAACUUACACCACCUCACCUAUUGCUUUGUCUGCACUCAUUUACAUUCAGUCUUCCAUUCUGUCAGAAUCCAAGAGCUUCUACAUAAAGAUAUCUUAAUUUAUAAUGCAACAGAAACCAUAUAUGAAACAUAUUUAAAUUUUGUAAAUACACAAUAAUCCUAAUAUCUUCGUACAAUGCAUAUGGGCAACUAAUUUCCUUUCGAUCCAAUGGUGUCUUUUCAGCUUCUUGGAGAAUGAAGUAAUCCAGUUAGAAAAUGGUGUAGUAACAUAUACAAUUACCCUCAAAUGUAAAAUUGAAUAUUAUCACAUUUUGUUCUAAUUGAAAUCUGAAGCAUGAUGUCUGCGCAUCAGCAUAGUGUUAAAUCUUAUAGGGCAUGCUGGAAUUAGCUCAGAUCGUAAAAAUAUUUAACAUUUUACGUUAAUAAAAUCUUUUUAGUUAAGCUAAGCUUGUCUCAUUUAGAUGACUAUGCAGAUAUGACUUUUCCGAUGUGUACUUGGUGUCUUGUCUUAUGCUUAGAAUCUUGAAAGCAGGACACAUUAAGCAAUACUAUAUUUUAGAAAGGAGGAAGCCACAUGCUUUGUUUUUCUGCUCACAGCUCUCUUGCUAUCUUCCUCACUAAACUUGUAACAUGGUACAAAUUGUGUUAUAUUUUCCCCUGUUCUUCCUUGGCCCGUUACCUAAACAGGAUUUCCUAUGGGUUGAAAGAUCAGGCCUUUGGACUUCUCUUCUUGCUUUUCAAAAAUCUAAGGACUCCUCAAGACAGACAAGAGACACAAGUGUCUAAUCCAAUAAAAGGAUGAGCCAGAUGCCUAUCGGUGGUUUAUCCAAGAUGCAUCUUUAAUCCCAACCCUAUACUUUCUCAGUACUUAUGUGCAUAGGCAUUUAGAUGUCCAAUAUUUUUGACCCAACAACUAAUACAUUAAAGCUGUUAGCUUUAGUGAAGAUGAAGAUAGGUGUUUAUGAACUACUGGAAUAAUUAUUGUAUUAGAUUGACCUAUAUGAAAUUGCUGGUAUUUGACUGACCUACAAAAAUGGCAAUUUCAUAUGGUUCAACCUAAUAUCUGUUGUUGUGGAGAUUAUACUUGGAAUUCUCUUCUAGCUUUUGUGAUCGAAAGCAAAAGGAUUAGAGGGUUGGAAAAGAUCUCAAAAGGCUAUGCGGUCUCUUAGAUCAUACCAGCUGAUUUUUGGCCUUAUUCUUGGAGUCCAGAGUUCUGUUCCAAUGAACUUGUAAUUGACGCAUUGAGGCAUAUAGGUAUGCCUAACUUCAUAUAAAGACGUAUCUUUUUGAAAGUUAUAUGAGAAAAUCACAACUUUCUAAAUCAAAUAUUUGUAAAACAGUUGUUGGAAUAUGCUCUUUAGAGACUCUUAGAAUGAAUACCCCCUUGCAAAGCAGGUAACCACUCCCAGAUUUGUCUGGUCUGCAAACCCUGAUUUCAUAAAUCAGGUCUGACUGAAGUUUCAUAUCUUUUUUGAAUAUGGUUCAUUUUCGUCCCAGGUGGUCAAUUCACUUAAGGUCCAUUGUUUUAGAAAUAAUAAAGCAGCCCAGUUGGGCACGCUCUCAGCUCCCAUCUCUGCCCUCACGCACCUUUACACUAUAUUGAACCCUUAGCUUCAAUCUCAUUCCUAUUAAUUCAUGCAAAGGUAUUAACCAAUAAAUCCAACCUUGGUGUUCAGCACGUUCCUCUAAAUGCUUGACCUAAAUCACUUCUGCUUGGUUAAUUUGGGCUCACUCUCGCCUUAGUCUCGGUAUGAAAGGAACACUUACCUCCUGUGCCAUUGUCCUUUGUACAACUGAAGACUGUUAAUAAAUUCAGGUCUCACCUCCAGGUCUGGGAGGGCUAUGGUAGCUGUUCAUGGAGAUGGGAAUUUGUCUAAUUCCCCAGCUAGGCUUUCCAUAUCUGAGGUAAAUAAAUUCAGCCACCUUAUCUUUUAUUCAUAGUGCCUGUUUCCCAGACUUUGAUUGCUUUUAUAGUUCAUGUGGACACACUCCAAGAUUUAUAGAUCUUCUUUCACUAGCAGGUUCUAAAACGAAUUUCAGUGCUCCAAGUCGUGAUGACCUGCACUGGCUCAUAAUGGCAAUAGAUAGCUCACCACCUCCCACUGGAUACGCCAAUGCCUCUCUUUAGGGGCUGACCCCACUCUCCUCUCACCUACCAAAGGACUUUCUCAGGUGUAGUCCAUGAGAUACAAGUCUACCAUCUCGGCCUCCUGCUGGUAAUUCGCUUCCAGAUUAGCAAUAACACUGAUCUGAUCUCUAGGGGUAAGGAGAAAACACUGAACCCAUUCCAUUGCAUGUCCUCACAUGCUGAAACUGGAAAAGGAUGUCAACUUUUUCUGGCACACCGUCACCCAUUUUACCCCCGCCUAAUUUUAAUAUCCCGUGUUGAUUCAUCGUUUUCUUUUUUCCAGAUUACAGAAGCGAUAUAUGUUCUUUGUGGGAAAUCAGGAACAUACCACUAAGUAUAAAGAAAAUAAAAAUCACCUGAAUCCCACCACAAUCCUAUUGUUUAAAACCACAACUCCAGGCUUUAAGUCAGUCAGUGGCGGGGCCCAGAGGCACUUGUGGAUAAGGUAUGUGAGCGAAUGCCCACAGGGCCAAGGUAUCACUUUAAAAUACCUGUCCCCUGAUGUCUUGCACGCCUCUAGGAACAGAUCGACUGCAAAAUUCUGGUUAAGCCAUUGUUCAAGGGUACAAAGAAGACUUUAGAAGUAGCACAGCCCCGAUGCCUCCUCUCAAGAAAGCUCUUAGGGAAAUUCUAAAACCUGCAGGAUGGUUUUCUUCUUCGGUGCUCCUAUAACGGUUGGCUACUUACUGUAGGGCAAUACUGCCACCUACCGGAUGCUGAGCUUUAGAAUAAGAAGGGAAAAUAAAUGCACAGAGUGCAAAGACAGCUCAUUUAUUUUAGACAGCAAACAAUGGGCCAGAUUAACAAUAUCCCGUAUAGCAUUCAGAUUCUGGAAGUCUCAAAGUUGAAAGGAUUAAGAAUAUCAUCCAGACUCACUUCCCUUGCCACACGCAUAUACCUAAGCACUGUCUAUCAUUUCUUUGUGUUCUAGAACGUCACCAAAUGCAAAAUGCUCAGCUUUCAGAUGACUAUAGAUAGGAUGAGGAAAACCAGUGAUGCUAUUGGCCCGUAAUAAAUCAUUAUAAUUAAAUAUAAAGAUCAGAAAUAAACCCAAGAACACAGAAGCAUUGAGUGCAUUAUAAAGAUGGUGUUUCAAAUCUGUGGGAAAAGUUUGGAUUACUUAACAACUAGGGAUGAUUGGUUGGCUAAUUAUUGGGGGAUAUACUAGAUCUAUACCUCAUAACUUCCAUCAGAAUAAAUUCUAGGUGAAGUUAAGAUUUAGACGUUAAAACACAUAAGCACAUAAAAGGACCAGCAGGCAAUAUUGACAAAUAUUUACGUAAUUUUACUAUGAAAAAAAAAAAAGGCUUUCUAAGCAGGACAACAAAAGAAGAAACCAAAAGGAAAAAGAUGGAUAGAUUUGACCAGUUAAAAAUACAGAACCCUUAUACAGUAAAAAAUAACAAACCAAACUGAGAGAAAACAAAAUUUGAAAUAUACGCAACGAAGAGCAUAGAUCUCUAAAUCAUAUCAAGACCCCAUUGCCCUUGGAAAGUUUCUAUGAUCUACAAUCUGCCCAACCAAGUGUUCCCAUUUCAUUGUUUCCUCAUUGCACUUUUAAAAUUAUUGCUUGUUUGUCUGUUUCUCUUCACUAAGCUGGAAGUUCAAGAAAGCAGCAACUAUGUCUAUUUCGCUUACUGUUAUAUCCUCAAUACUUAACACAGUGCUAGACACAAAGCAAAUACUGAAAACAUAUUUAUUGUGUGAGUGGAUAAUGAAUGCAUGAAUAAGUAACAUUUUAUGAUCAAAAAGAAUCAAGCUUUUGAGUAGAAAAUUGAGCCAAGGACACAAACCGUCAGUGUACCAUAAGUUAAAGUAAUGAACUAAUAAUAAAUAUGAAAAUAUUUAACUAGUAAUCAAAAGUGCAAAUUCUUACAAUAUAUUCUUUUUUAUGUAUCAGAGAGACAAAGGGUAUAAAGAACUAUAGUUCCCAGGGACAACAAGGAAGUAUGGAAAUGAACAUUUUCUCACAGAGUCAACAAGGGUGUAAAUUGAUCUGAUCUUUCUGGAAAAUAUUUUGGCAAUACACUUUUUGUGUAUGCCAAAUACUUCCACUUUAGUGAAAUUCUCCUCAAAAGAAGCAAGGUACAUUCAUGCAUUAUUCAAAAAAAUAUAUUUAAAAAGGAUGUUUAUAAGAGCAUUAUUUGGAAGAAUGGAAAAAAAUAUAAAUAAGCCUACAAUAAAGGGUUGAUUAAAUAGGGUAUAUCCUUUCAAUGGAAUACUGCCCACCAAUUAAGAGUAAGCACUAGCUGUACAUUUAUUGAAAUAAACAGCUAUAUUGUUAAAUGGAAAAGGAAGUUACAAAGAAUAUAGUAUGUUUCCAUUUUAAAAGUAUACAUAUACAUGUGUGCAUUACAGCAUCUGAAAGGAUAUUUGCUAAAAUGUUAAUAGCAUCUAUCUCUGGGAGGUGAGAUUUGGAGCAACUAUAUUUUCUUUUUGCAUAUCUGUAAUUUCUGGUUUUUCCACAAUGAGCAUGUAGUAUCUGUAUAAUUUUUUCAGGGAAUAAACAACAAUGUUCACGAUAGAUCUUAAAUGAAAAAAAAAACACGUUAUAAAACAGUAUGUAUA
Messenger RNA from Lutra lutra (Eurasian river otter), 6627 nucleotides. It is a transcript of the gene RGS7BP, whose product is annotated as regulator of G protein signaling 7 binding protein. Gene Ontology annotation, cellular component: neuron projection; nucleus; postsynapse. The transcript has 6 exons. The record is from RefSeq and is a predicted model, not a curated record. Lineage: Eukaryota; Metazoa; Chordata; Mammalia; Carnivora; Mustelidae. Gene Ontology annotation, biological process: G protein-coupled receptor signaling pathway. The coding region runs from base 668 to 1441 and encodes 257 amino acids.